Prorocentrum cordatum is the source of this 1179-nucleotide messenger RNA. The record is from the annotation of a GenBank genome assembly. Lineage: Eukaryota; Dinophyceae; Prorocentrales; Prorocentraceae.
AUGUUCAUUUUAAGCGUAGAUCCACGAUGUCGUGUAGAUCCUAGCUAUUUUUUCUCCCGCGCCGCGUUUCUGACGACGUUGUGGGUUCUCUUCCUGGGCCUGUACGUCAUCGACUACAAGUGGGAGGUGCUUCCCUUCAUCGGUGAGCAGCCUGGCGCACGAGAAUCUGGUCAUUACGUCAUCUACCCCGUGACCCUCCUGGUCUUGACCGCCAUGGUCUUCCUCUGGCCUUCGCAAAUCUGCCGCAACAGAUAUAAGGCGUCGGUGGUCAGCUCGGUCUGUCGGUGCAUAUUGGCGCCGUUGUACACGGUGGAUUUUUGCGACAAUAUUGUGGGUGACGUGCUGACGAGCCUGGCCAAGCCGCUGCAGGAUCUUCCCGCGGCGGUGUGCUACCUGACUUCUGCACACCCGCAGACAGAUGAGGCCGUCGAGCGCUUCAUCCUGAAGGGGGACACUUGCCCCGACUUCUCCCACAACUUGAUCCUCCCGCUGAUCGCUGGCCUCCCCUACCUCUUCCGCGCCAUGCAGUGUGUGCGCAGGUGGGUCGACACGCGGGAGAUGCGCCACUUGUACAACCUCGGGAAGUAUUGCGCGAGCCUGCUGGUGGUCGUCGUGACGUACGCUGGGCUACAGACUGGCACCGUGGUCGCCACGUCCCUCUUCGCAACGGUCUACGCGGGGGCUUGGGACCUCAUGUUCGAUUGGGGCUUGAGCAGGGACGAGUUGGUCAGCUCGGCUGGCGCGGAGGUUGAGAAACGUCUGUCCAACAGGAAAUCCACGCGCGGGCCGGAGGUGGUGGCGACGGCAACGGCCCACGCCAUCAAGCCGGAGCGGGUCGAGAAGCCCGCGCGCCACUUCCCCAGGCGCGUCUAUUGGGCCUGCGGCUUGGUAGACAUCCUCGCGCGUUUCAGCUGGGUUAUCACUCUGAUGCCCAUCAAGAUCAUCACCCAUAAUAUCACUUAUAGGGUGCUACUGGUGAUGGCCAUCUCCUCGGUCGAGAUCGUGCGGCGCAGCGUGUGGGCCAUCUUGCGAACGGAGUACGAGCAGAUCGCCAACGGCGGCGGGUUCCGGGCCCUGCUGUGGGUUCCCUCCAAGCUGAACCAGGGCGACAAGCAUCGCGCCCCCCGGAGGUCCACGAGGGCGCUGGCCAAGACGCCCCUGCUGGAGGGCGGGAGCUGA